AUGCGCGCUCCUCAGUCUUUAUUUUUAUAUAUAUGUUUCCGUUUUGCAUAUCAUGUUCUGAUUUUCGCUUUUCAUGAUUGCUUCUCAGUGUCGCCAUGAAAAGAAGAAGCGGUUUAAUUGGCUCUGUUAGGGCUACCAGAAGAGUCAAAUGGGUAGCAGUAGCAGAGAAAGUUGAUGAUGAGCCAGAAAGUCAACAACUUGGGCUUUCUUGGGCUGAUCUACUUCCACUUGACAUCAUUGCUCACAUUCUUAUGAGACUUCCCAUUAAGUAUGUUUUCAUCUGCAAAUGUGUAUGCAGAAGUUGGAAAGCUAUGAUCUCAGACCCAUAUUUUGCAAAAUUACACUUUCAGCAUGCCCCAUUUGGUUUCAUGAUUCGGAUAUUUAGUGGGGACCGAAUGUCAAGAAUCCUGCACCUUGCUGAGUAUGAGCCUGAAAAGUUUGAAAAUGUUGAUGAUGAUCAAUUAUGUGGCUGUGGGGACUUCUUCAUGAAACCUGAAUGCAACAAUCACUUGAAGCUUGAGCAUAAAUUCAUGCUUCCUCUUAGCAGUGCUAAUAGAGAUGAGACCAAGAAAAGAGGUAGACCAAGGCGUUGCAAUCCAAAAGAUGAUACGUUACGUAUGGUGAAUUCUUGUAAUGGAUUUCUUUGCUUGUGUGAUUUGACGGGAGUCUAUUUUGUGGUUUGCAACCCAGUCACAGGUGAGUUCAUAAGACUUCCGAAAGCUACUAGAAUUGAUUUAACUAAUAAACCCUUAGAACAAAAAUUAUAUUUUGGUUUUGGUUUCCAACCCAAAACUAAUGAAUAUAAGGUGGUAAGAAUACAUAGACGCUGGGGUGGGCGGGAUCGUGAAAAUAUUAUGGAAUUUGAAAUGCACACGCUAGGAGCAUCAACAUGGAGGAAUCUUGGAGUUGUUUAUACGUAUUUUGAUCAGCUUAGGUUUCCUACUUGUGUGAGUGGGGCACUUCAUUGGAUCGGUUCUUAUCAAACAAAAUUAACAAUAUUGUGUUUUGACUUUGAAAGUGAUGAGGGGAUCAAAUCCUUCCCUUCUCCUCCUCAUUUAUCUAAAAAUAAUAUAGCGAAUAUCACCAUGGGAGAAUUAAGAGGCUCUCUUUACAUAUGUGAUUCAUCUUCUAUGGAUACUCCUAUUAGAAUUUGGAUUAUGGAGAAAUAUGGUGUUGAAGAAUCAUGGAGUCCGGUUUUCAGUGUUGAUACUAUGAGCAGACAUCGUUGGCCUUAUAGCGGUUUAUAUUGGUUUGUAAAACAAUUUAACAACGGUGCUGCUAUAUUGCUUUUUCAUUCCUCCAAUUGCUUUAUCUACUAUGAACCCAAAAGUUAUGGAUUCAAAGUAUUUAAGCUUCGUGGGGGUGAAUCAGCAUUCGAGGUUAUUUCUCAUAUUCCCAGUCUCACCUCGCUGAAGGGUGCUGUGAAAGGAGACAAUAUUGAGGUUCUGAAUGUCCACUCAAGGUGCGCAAAGUUUAAUUUGGAAGAAGAAAAUGAAGUUCUUUUCAUGGCUAAAGUGAAAGAAGUGACAAAUAUGCACUGUAUAUCGUCUGAUGAUGAAGAAUAGAUUGAAGAGUACACCUCCGAACAUGUAAUUGUCAUAUAACAAGAUUAUGCUUUUUCUUUAGUUUUGGAUUUUAGUGGUGGUAAUU
This is a messenger RNA of Lotus japonicus, 1650 nucleotides long. RefSeq names its product F-box protein At3g07870-like. The record is from RefSeq and is a predicted model, not a curated record. The coding region runs from base 96 to 1565 and encodes 489 amino acids. NCBI's taxonomy places the organism in Eukaryota, Viridiplantae, Streptophyta, Magnoliopsida, Fabales, Fabaceae. The transcript has 2 exons. Gene Ontology annotation, molecular function: protein binding.